GUUUACGUGAAUCCGAAGAGUUUUUCUUCGGAAUGAAUUUUAUUUUUCCAUUCAUAAGCCAAGAACAAUGGACUACGUCAAAUAGAAUUUCUUAAAUUAUGAAUAAAUGCGAGAGCUCUUAACAAAUUGCAUUUUUUAGCUUUCUUAAUUUGCAUCCAGACAUGUCAGAGCAAGACUUCCAGAAUCCAUUCGCGGCCCUCUUUCCCUGCUCCGACGAAGGGGAAGCGUUCAAGACGGGGGUCAUCCCCCCUCAGGAGAUCGUGGAGGACCCCUCGGAGCCCCCCAAGGGGGCAGGGGGUGCCCAGGGGGACUCCCACCUCGUCAGCCACUUCUUCGAAGAUGUCUUCAGGAUCACGCUCUCAAAAGAACCUUGCUGCUGUCGCAAUGAACCCAGCUCCCUGGUCUUUUUGAAUGAGGUGCACAUUGCCCUGCAUUGCCAGACGGACUUGGACGAGUCCUGCAUCGAGAGGGCCGUGUUCGAGCGCUUGCUUUUGGAGGAGCCAGCUCAGCACAUCGUGCGCAGAAAAAACACAGACGAAGAGGAUUCCAUAGCAGGUGUCAAGAGGAUCAUGUUCUACCUCUACCAGUCCUACCAUCGCCUCAAGAAGCUCACCGACUGCAAGACUGGCCCCUUCGAGACUGCCCACCAUGUGAUUGUAACCCAGACUGCUUCGGCCCUCUGCCAGCCAGAGAUGUUUCCCGAUUCUAAACUGGGGGAGGACUUCAUGAAACUGUUCCUCUUCUACCACGACCAGACAGGGCACUGCGAGGUGCUGCAGCAGUUCCUGCUGGACGUGUCGGGCUCGGUGGUGAACGUGGAAGGGGCGGAGCUAGCUGAAGUGCUGACCCCCGCAUUCGCCCAUUUGCAGGCCAAGCUGGCGGGGGCGGGGCUCUUCGACCGCAACCUCUUCCUCUACAUAGACACCCUCAACUACUUCGCGUCCUCCGAGACGCUCAUCAAGGCGCUUCUACAGCACAGCCUGCCUCGAGAGCUGCGCAACGGCAAGGCCUACCAACAGAGCCUGCUGGGGCUGCCCCUGGGGGUCUCCUGCCUGCCCCCCUCAGAGGUGGAGCCCUUCGAGUUCUUCCGCGAGCCCGGAAGAAGCUCCACGCAAGACCACGCCAUCACGGAAGAACGACUCUCACUGCCCCUGGUGACCAUUGCCAGGACUGUUCACCGACUCUUCGACAAAAUCCUGCGCAAGUCCAUCGAGACGAGAGAGAUGCUGUUGCACUGGCUGGGAAACUGUUUGGAUGCCAAUGCAGGUCGUGCAAAAAUCUGGAACAGCCAGCUGCCAGAGGUUUACGCCUCUCUCCAUGCUUCUGAUGGCUUCUUUGUGAACCUGUCUGCUGUGCUGCUGCUGCUUUGCAAGCCCUUUGCAGAGCCCAGGUCCCCCAAGCUCUUCAAGGUGGACCCCCUCUACUCUGCUGCACCCCUCUCCACCCCAGACAAGCGAAACGGGGUGCACAUCAAGA
Molecule: messenger RNA, 1476 nt
Organism: Uloborus diversus
Lineage: Eukaryota; Metazoa; Arthropoda; Arachnida; Araneae; Uloboridae
Product: ubiquitin conjugation factor E4 A-like
Exons: 9
Biological process (GO): protein polyubiquitination
Cellular component (GO): nucleus; cytoplasm; ubiquitin ligase complex
Molecular function (GO): ubiquitin-ubiquitin ligase activity
Source: RefSeq, a predicted model, not a curated record